UGUAUAGCGUGGUUUUGAGGUCCAUCAAAAUUGGAAAAAAAAAAAAAAAAAGUUGGGUUUUGAGGAAAAAGAAAGAAAGAAGAGCAUAGAGACGGGGCUUCGAAAACGAAAAGAGCAAACUUUAUAGGCGCACUGGAGCGCCAAUACUCAGCUUCGGCUGCAACGCAACAACAAUGGAUUUGAGAAGGUUCCCAAUCUCCAAAUCCCUGCCCAACCCUCUCUUCUACCCACCCAUCACGCGCCCCAUGACCUGCGUGACAUCCACCGCCCAACACGCGCAAGAACAUCCUCAGUCUCAGCCUCAGCCUCAGCCUCCGCCGCCGACGCCAACACCAACGGCAACGCCAACGCCAACGCCAACGGCAUUCCGUUUCCUCAACCAGCCAGAGACUUGUUCUUCUUCUUGUUCUUCUGAUCACGGUUUGCACAAGCUUCUAUCCUCUGUUCUUUCAAAGCCUUAUUUAGAUUAUUCUAAUUGUAAAUCAAUCAUACCCCAUUUGUCCGCUCGUGAUUUUGAUGCUUUUUUCUUCUCCAUUUGGUCCAAUGUGAACCCAAAAACGGGUCUACAAUUUUUUCAUAUUGCAUCUCAGUCUUUCCAAUUUCGUUUUACCAUGAGGUCCUAUUGUCUUUUGAUCGGUUUGCUUGCUGCUUCUAAUCUUUUGCCGGCUGCCAGAUUGCUUUUGAUACGUUUGGUUGAUGGGAAAGUUAAUACUUUGUGCUCGAAUAAGAAUGAAAGUCGUCAUAUUCAGAUAGCCAAUGCUAUGUCUGAAUUGAAUGUGGUGUUGGAGAAGAACCUUGGGUUUAAGGUUUUCGAUCUGUUGAUACAUGUUUACUGUACCCAAUUUAAGAAUAUGGGUUUUUCUUAUGCUGUUGAUGUUUUUAUGUUAUUGGCAAGUAGAAGAUUGUUUCCAUCUUUGAAGACUUGCAAUUUUUUGUUAAGCAGUUUGGUGAAGGAGAAUGAAUUUCAAAAGAGUUACGAAGUAUUUGAAGUAAUUCAUAAAUGUAUAACUCCUGAUGUUUACUUAUUUACAACUGCGAUCAGUGCAUUUUGUAAAGGAGGGAAGAUUGAAGAUGCUAUUGGUUUGUUCCUGGAAAUGGAGGAGCUGGGUGUGACUCCAAAUGUUGUUACAUACAAUAAUAUUAUUCAUGGUCUGUGCAAAAGUGGGAGAUUAGCUGAGGCGUUCCAGUUUAAAGAUAAGAUGGUAGAAAAAAAUGUAAAACCAAGUCUCAUAACAUAUAGUGGUCUUAUAAAUGAUUUAAUUAAGUUGGAGAAACCUGAUAAAGCAAAUUAUGUUUUGAAGGAAAUGUACAGUAUGGGGUUUGUCCCAAACGAGGCUGUCUAUAACAAACUGGUUGAUGAGUUUUGUAGGAUGGGAAAUAUCAGUGAGGCACUAAAGGCAAGGGAUGAUAUGUUAUCCAAGGGGAUAACUCCUAAUUCAGUUGUUCUUAAUUCUCUUCUAGUGGGUUUCCGCAAAAAUAAUCAAUUUGAGCAUGCUGAGAAAGUUUUUGAGGAGAUUUUAUCUAGGAAGCUACCCAUAAACCAGGGUAUUUGUUUUUCAGUCAUUCACUGGUUAUGCAUGAAUUCUAGGUUUAGUUCUGCUCUACUAUUCACUAGGAAAAUGUUAACAAGAAACUUUAGGCCUACUGAUACCUUGCUGACCUUGUUGGUGAGUGGGCUCUGUAGAGAUGGAAAGCUUUCUGAAGCAAUUGAACUUUGGUUUACACUGUGGGAGAAGGGGUUUGCAGCCAACACUGCUACCUCAAAUGCUCUAAUUCAUGGAAUUUUUGAAGCACAUAACAUGGAAGAGGCUGUCAGGCAGCUUAAAGCAAUGCUUGAGAGGGGUUUUGUGCUGGAUAAGAUAUCAUACAAUACACUUAUUAAGGGGUGUUGCAACGAGGGAAAGGUAGAGGAAGGUUUUAAGCUCAGGGAAGAGAUGUUGAAGCAAGGAAUUCGACCAGAUAGUUAUACAUACAAUUUGCUAAUGAACGGUCUUUGUAAAAUGGGCAAGGUAGAUGAUGCAGUUAAGCUUUGGGAUGAGUGCAAAGAAAAUGGACUAGUUCCUGAUGUCUAUACAUAUGGGCUGAUGAUAGAUGGGUAUUGUAAAGCUGACAGAAUCAGUGAGGCUGAAAAGCUAUUUAAUGAGAUGGUGUCUAAAAACAUGGAGCUAAAUACUGUUGUUUAUAAUUCAUUAAUUAAAGGGUACUGUAGAACUGGGAAUAUGGAGGCAGCCUUUAGACUUCGUGAUGACAUGAGAGACAAUGGUAUUCGACCAACUUGUGCCACAUAUUCUUCACUAAUACAAGGAAUGAGCAGUAUUGGCUGUGUUGAAGAUGCGAAGAGCCUACUUGAUGAGAUGAAAAAGGAUGGUUUGUUGCCAAAUGUUGUUUGCUACACUGCACUAAUUGGUGGUUAUUGUAAGCUAGGAGAAAUGGGUAAAGUGAAGAAUGUCUUGAUUGAGAUGUCUUCAUAUGGUAUAAAAGCUAAUAAAAUUACCUACACUGUCAUUAUUGACGGGUAUUGUAAACUGGGAAAUAUGGAAGAAGCAACUAAGCUUCUGGAAGAGAUGAAAAAAAAUGGAAUUGUCCCUGAUACUGUCACUUAUAAUGUCUUGACAAAUGGAUUUUGCAAGGAUAGGAAGAUAAAUGAAGCUUUUGAAGUUUGUGAUGAUAUGUCCAACGUAGGUCUUGCUUUGGAUGAAGUAACAUAUACAACACUAGUUGAUGGGUGCCAUCAGCACACAGAAAACACAGAUAAAGAAUGAUCUAACAAACUCUUUAGAGGUGUGCUAAUUGUAGACCAUAGUACAGAAAGCAGCUUGCCAUCUCUUGAUGAUCCUAGAACUUGGACGUCAGUUGAUCCCUUGUAUGUAGGAGAAUAAUGAUGGGAGAAGAUAGGUGCGAUCUUGAAGGUGACCAUAAAAUAUAGAUUUGGGAAGUCCACCUGGGUCAAGCAUCUGUUAAAACCAGUUAAGAGUUUGAUGUUUAAGGUGACGGGGCUGGACUGGAUUGGACAAUAACAAAGCAGCAUAUUGGGGAAGUUGUAAUUGCAGCAAUGCACAGUUUCCAAUUUCCUGCUGAAGAAGGAUGGAGCUUUAUAAAAAUUACCUUCAAACUGGAAAGCUUAAAACAUUUUAAUUAGAGCCUAAGGUCAGUGCUCAAUGAUUGAAUUCUAAAAGUGGAGCUGAAGAAGUAACAUAUGUUAAAGAGGAAUCACCAAGAUUUGAUAUCUGGAAUCAUCAAAGUUGAAUCCAAAUUUGCGCUGAAGAAGAAUCAGAAUUUGGUAAAUUUGGCAAACAGGAUGAGCAGCAAAUGCUGGUUGGAUGGCUGUUAAGUUCAGAUUUGGACCUUCCAAGAUGUAUUAUGUCAUAAUAUACCUUUCAGGAUUUCUUUAAUUCAAAAAGCAGUCUUAUUUGGACCCAGAAAAACUCCAUUUAUGCCUGACAUGAUGGAUCAUCUCAAUUUGCUUGGCUGGAAGAAGCAGCACGCUGUUACAAUUUUUUCCUCCCCCACCAGGUUGGUUCAUUUUAAUGCUCAACCUCUGUAAAGAAACGGCUAUAUUUGGAAGCAAUUAUAUGUCAAUAGAAUUUUAAAAAAUAAAUAAAUAAAAUUACAUUACAAUCAAA
Molecule: messenger RNA, 3623 nt
Organism: Ziziphus jujuba (common jujube)
Lineage: Eukaryota; Viridiplantae; Streptophyta; Magnoliopsida; Rosales; Rhamnaceae
Product: pentatricopeptide repeat-containing protein At4g19440, chloroplastic
Exons: 6
Coding region: 174-2762 (862 amino acids)
Molecular function (GO): protein binding
Source: RefSeq, a predicted model, not a curated record